This is a messenger RNA of Impatiens glandulifera, 736 nucleotides long. RefSeq names its product WUSCHEL-related homeobox 11-like. The transcript has 2 exons. Gene Ontology annotation, molecular function: DNA-binding transcription factor activity; DNA binding. Lineage: Eukaryota; Viridiplantae; Streptophyta; Magnoliopsida; Ericales; Balsaminaceae. The coding region runs from base 1 to 705 and encodes 234 amino acids. The record is from RefSeq and is a predicted model, not a curated record. Gene Ontology annotation, biological process: adventitious root development.
AUGGAUGACAAGAAUGUUCAAGAUCAUAAUGGAUCAGAAAGAACCGAACCGGUCCGAUCAAGAUGGACACCUAAACCUGAACAAAUACUAAUACUUGAAUCCAUAUUCAACGGCGGUAUGGUAAACCCACCAAAAGAAGAAACCAUAAGAAUCAGAAAACUCCUCGAGAAAUUCGGUUCCGUCGGAGACGCCAACGUUUUCUAUUGGUUUCAAAACCGCCGUUCCCGUUCCCGUCGCCGACAGCGCCAAAUCCAAAACGAACAGCAACAGAAAGACAAAACCCUUUAUUUUCAGUCAACCAUUCCUUACUCGGGUCCCACAGUCGGGUUCGGAAGCAGCGGGUCGAAUCUGGGUUUUGCCGGAUCUUCUACCACCGCCGCGGGCGGUGGCAAUAGCUGCGGGUUUGAAGAUAUUUACGGUUAUACCGGUCAAAUUUAUUUGCCGGAAAUUGAGCAUAACUCCGGCAUCCAAACCCUCGACUCCUCCAAUUCGCAGUUUCAUCAUCAUACCGGGUUUAUAACAGUGUUCAUCAAUGGAGUUCAGACUGAGGUUCCAAGCGGGUCAAUUGAUAUGAAAUCUAUGUUUGGUGAAAAUGUUGUUUUAAUCCAUUCUUCUGGAAUCACUGUUCCUUUCAAUGAAUAUGGCUUCCUACUGCACACCUUACAACAUGGUGAAAGCUAUUUUUUGGUAAGCUACCACUCCUAAUUAGCUUUUUUCUUUUUUGAAAAGGGCUAGC